Messenger RNA from Penaeus indicus, 828 nucleotides. RefSeq lists its product as uncharacterized. NCBI's taxonomy places the organism in Eukaryota, Metazoa, Arthropoda, Malacostraca, Decapoda, Penaeidae. Gene Ontology annotation, molecular function: nucleic acid binding. The coding region runs from base 1 to 828 and encodes 275 amino acids. The transcript has 3 exons. Gene Ontology annotation, biological process: DNA integration. The record is from RefSeq and is a predicted model, not a curated record.
AUGGCGAAGACAUUAGGGUUUGAUCAUCAUCAAAUUGUGGCAUAUCACCCUGCGUCAAAUGGACUCUGUGAGAGGACCAAUCAACAGGUAUUAAGCAUUUUACGUGGUCUAGUGGAUGGCAAGGAACACUACUGGGACCUGUAUCUAGCUGAAGCACAGUUAGCUUUAAAUACAGCCUCUCAUAGUGCUAUCGGAGAUACACCAUACUAUGUGAUGUUUGGCAGAGAUGCUAAAACACUAGCGGAAUGGUGGACAAGACCCACCACAAGUUAUAGACUACCCAGUGAAGACUUUGUGGCCACACAUACCCAAAGAUCUCAGAAAGUCUAUGAAUAUGUAAGGGAUAAUCUGCUAAGGGCAGCAGAUAGACAGGGGUUUAGAGAAGUCCAUUUGGAAAACAUGAAGGUGGCUUUGGAAGCGACCAUACCGAGAGCACUAGCCCCAGGGGCUAGGAAACCAUAUCCAGAGAUGAGACCGGGAGAAGAGUCAGUCAUCCCUGAAGGCACUCGGGAAGAAGAAGAAGACCGGGAAAUGGAGUACCUUGUGAAUUAUCCCAGACCAGUUGGCGUGGGAGCGGAACCAGCACAUGCAAUGGAAACUCAAACUUCAAGAUUGGAUUACACAAACACUACAGACUCCCACAAUGCUUCUGCAAAUAACGCUAAAGACGAAAGCAGAAUGAAUGAAGGAGUGAAUGAAACUCAUGGGAGGAAUGUUAGUACUGAGCAUGCGGGUAGGGAACCUAUGCAUGAGAGACGUACUAGUGGACGUACACAGUAUGGGCCAGGGUAUUAUGCACGGUUGCAUGAAGGACCAUAUUCGGACUAA